AUGGCGUUUAUUAAAGAGGAGAGUGAAGACAUGAAGAUUGAAGAAGCAUUCAGAGUCAAACAUGAAGAUACUGAGGAACAAACAGACCUGAUGACACUGAAAGAGGAGAGUCAAGAACUCAAUGAAAAGGAAGAUAAUGUUCAGCAUGAGAAAUAUAAUUUCAUGACUGAAGAAAAAUCAUUUAGUUGCUCACAUACUGAAAAGACUUCACAAAAAAGAGCUCAAAAGACAACAAAUAGAAGUUAUUUCACCUGCCAACAGUGCGGGAAAAGUUUCACCAGAAAAGGAAAUCUUGAAGUCCACAUGAGAGUUCACACUGGAGAGAAGCCUUUCACCUGCCAACAGUGUGGAAAGAGUUUCAUUAAUAAAACAAACCUUAAAAGCCACACAAGAAUUCAUACUGGAGAGAAACCUUACACAUGCUCUCAAUGUGGAAAAAGUUUUAAACAUAAACAACACCUCCAUGACCACAAGAUAAUUCAUACUGGAGAGAAACCUUUCACCUGCCAACAAUGUGGAAAGAGUUACACUCACAAAAGAAACCUUAGAGACCACAUAAGAACUCAUACUGGAGAGAAGCCUUACACAUGCUCUCAGUGUGGAAAAAGUUUUAAUCAUAAACAACACCUCGAUGACCACUUGAGAAUUCAUACUGGAGAGAAACCUUUCACCUGCCUUCAAUGUGGAAAGAGUUUCACUCACAAAGGAAACCUUAGAGACCACAUGAGAACUCAUACUGGAGUGAAGCCUUUCACCUGCAAACUGUGUGGAAAGAACUUCAUUCAUAAACCAAACCUUAAAAAUCACAUGAGAAUUCACACUGGAGAGAAACCUUACACAUGUUCGCAAUGUGGAAAGAGUUUUAAACAAAAACAACACCUCGUUGACCACGUGAGAAUUCAUACUGGAGAGAAACCUUUCACCUGCCAACAAUGUGGAAAGAGUUUCAUUCAAAAUGGAAACCUUAACAAACACAUGAAGAUUCACAAUGGAGAGAAUUAUUUCACCUGCCAACAGUGUGGGAAAAGUUUCACCAGAAAAGAAAAUCUUGAAGUCCACAUGAGAGUUCACACUGGAGAGAAGCCUUUCACCUGCCAACAGUGUGGAAAGAGUUUCAUUAAUAAAACAAACCUUAAAAGCCACACAAGAAUUCAUACUGGAGAGAAACCUUACACAUGCUCUCAAUGUGGAAAAAGUUUUAAACAUAAACAACACCUCCAUGACCACAAGAUAAUUCAUACUGGAGAGAAACCUUUCACCUGCCAACAAUGUGGAAAGAGUUACACUCACAAAAGAAACCUUAGAGACCACAUAAGAACUCAUACUGGAGAGAAGCCUUACACAUGCUCUCAGUGUGGAAAAAGUUUUAAUCAUAAACAACACCUCGAUGACCACUUGAGAAUUCAUACUGGAGAGAAACCUUUCACCUGCCUUCAAUGUGGAAAGAGUUUCACUCACAAAGGAAACCUUAGAGACCACAUGAGAACUCAUACUGGAGUGAAGCCUUUCACCUGCAAACUGUGUGGAAAGAACUUCAUUCAUAAACCAAACCUUAAAAAUCACAUGAGAAUUCACACUGGAGAGAAACCUUACACAUGUUCGCAAUGUGGAAAGAGUUUUAAACAAAAACAACACCUCGUUGACCACGUGAGAAUUCAUACUGGAGAGAAACCUUUCACCUGCCAACAAUGUGGAAAGAGUUUCAUUCAAAAUGGAAACCUUAACAAACACAUGAAGAUUCACAAUGGAGAGAAGCCAUAA
Molecule: messenger RNA, 1761 nt
Organism: Sinocyclocheilus rhinocerous
Lineage: Eukaryota; Metazoa; Chordata; Actinopteri; Cypriniformes; Cyprinidae
Product: gastrula zinc finger protein XlCGF8.2DB-like
Exons: 3
Coding region: 1-1761 (586 amino acids)
Biological process (GO): regulation of transcription by RNA polymerase II
Cellular component (GO): nucleus
Molecular function (GO): DNA-binding transcription factor activity, RNA polymerase II-specific; RNA polymerase II cis-regulatory region sequence-specific DNA binding
Source: RefSeq, a predicted model, not a curated record